CCGCGCCCGGCAUUCAGGUGUUUGGGCCCGCAGCCGUCUCACCCCCACCCCCUCACGCCCACGCCAACGCCCACGCCCACCACACCCACAGCACGCCCCCGCCACGCCCAAAAUGGAGUGACCGGGCCAGUAUUGCAUCCACGCUCGGGGGAGAGGCGGAGCGACAGGAUGGGCUUGGGCGCCAUCCGUGAGUGGCUGACACAAUGCCGGGAGUCGCGCAAGCUUAUUCUGGUCAUCGUGGCCAUCGCCCUCCUCCUCGACAACAUGCUCCUCACCACCGUUGUGCCCAUCAUUCCCAAGUACCUCUACCAGCUGCAUCACCCCAACUCCACGGCGCCCGCCCCCCCUGAGACGACCCCGCACCCCACCACCACCACCACCGCCCCCCCCACCACCACCAUCGACGCCGCCAUCGCUCACGCCCACAUCCCUGAAGGACCUAACCGCUGUCCGUGCCGCGAGGAGGGGGGGCAGGGGGGGGCGGGGGGCGGGGGGCUACACCCCUCCCGCCUUCCCUUCCCCUUCGACACAGGCCAGGACGGCAGACUGACGAGCCCCGCCAUGGAAUUCCUGAAAAACGCCUCGAUUGCCAACAAGCCCCCGCCGCCGCCGCCGCCUCUGUCCUCCGCCGCCGCCCCCGCGCCCACCGAGGGGGGAGGAGGGGGGCAACGGUACGUCAAGAUGAACCACGAGGACCUGGUCAACGAGAACGUGGAGGUGGGCCUGCUCUUCUGCUCCAAGGCGGUGGUGCAGCUCAUCACCAACCCCUUCAUCGGACCACUCACGCACAGGAUUGGCUACAGUCUGCCCAUGUUUGCCGGCUUCGUCAUCAUGUUCCUCUCCACACUGAUCUUCGCGUUCGGCAGUAGCUACCUGGUGCUGUUCAUCGCCAGGGCUGUGCAGGGCAUCGGCUCAUCCUGCUCCUCGGUGUCAGGCAUGGGCAUGUUGGCUGAGCGGUACCCUGACGACAAGGAGCGCGGCAACGCCAUGGGCAUCGCGCUGGGCGGCCUGGCCCUGGGCGUGCUGAUCGGCCCUCCCUUCGGCGGCGUCAUGUUCCAGUUCGUGGGCAAGACGGCGCCCUUCCUCAUCCUGGCGGUGCUGGCGCUGGGCGACGGACUCCUGCAGCUCCUCGUCCUGCAGCCUGCCAUCAAGAAGCAGGAGGAUGAGGCGCCCACUCUUGUCGAGCUCAUCAGUGACCCCUACAUCGUCAUUGCGGCAGGCGCCAUCACCUUCGCCAACAUGGGCAUCGGUAUGUUGGAACCGUCACUGCCGCUGUGGAUGAUGGACACGAUGGACGCACCGGAGUGGCAGCUGGGCAUCGUGUUCAUCCCCGCCUCCAUCUCCUACCUGAUCGGCACCAACCUCUUCGGCCCGCUCGGACACCUCAUGGGGCGAUGGCUGGCCUCCCUGCUCGGCCUCUUCGUCAUUGGGAUCUGCUUGAUGAGCAUCCCGUCGGCCACGCAGAUCAACCACCUGAUUGCACCCAACGCCGGCCUGGGCUUCGCCAUCGGCAUGGUGGACUCCUCCAUGAUGCCGGAGCUCGGCUACCUCGUCGACCUGCGACACUCAGCGGUCUACGGCUCCGUCUACUCCAUCGGCGACGUGGCCUUCUGCCUCGGCUUCGCUAUCGGCCCCGCCCUGUCCGGCACGCUGGUCCAGACGUUCGGCUUCAAGUGGAUGUUGUACGGCGUAGCGAUCAUCAACUUCCUGUACGCGCCCUUCAUGUACUGCCUCAAGUCCCCGCCCGCCAAGGAGGGCGAGCAGCAGGGGUUGAUCUACGGAGAGAAGUCCUCGGUUCGCUACGUGACUUACAAGAAUGAGGAAGAGGAGUAAGAACACGACGCCAACACAACCGAGACAGGAAUAAGACGAAAGGAGGACAAGAGGUAGACAAGGGGAAGACGAGAACUAAAACUAGGAGAAUAAAUAGCAAGAACAAAAAUAAGAAGAACAAGAAAAAAACAAGAAAAAAAAAGGAAGAAAGGAUAGCACGUCACCAGGAAGUUCGGCCACAAGAGCAACUAGAACUGGUGACUCUACUCUGCACCACACGCUCAACUCCAAGCUAAGAUCAGACAUAUUUCAAACAGUGUUCAAUAUAACUUCUCUUUCUUCUCCACCCAGGCAGCAUUAGGAAGACAAAGUGGUAUGUACAUUCAAAGGAGGUUUACAUGUUAUCGUGUGUGUUUAAUUGCUGUGCGCGGAAGUUCUUGAAUGUCGGAAGCAAAGUCGAAAUUAUUAAAGUCGUAAAAUUAAGGAAGCAAAAGUGAAAAAGAGAAAUAACUGGGUUUGAAAAUGUACGGAAAGCGUGAAGUCGUGAAAUGAGGGAAACGAGAAAGUGAAAAUAAUAAAUAGUUGGGGUUUAAGAAUAUUGUGAAAUUACAGUCAUGACGCGAAAGACUCGAAAAAGAAAUCCAAGUAAUCAGUCUUUUUAAUUAUAGUAAUGUUCCAACGUGAAGAAAUCAAGGAAAAGAAAUUAAAAAAGAAAUUGGUUAAAAAAAAUUACUGAAACUAGAAACCCAUAAAACCAAAUACGACUCAAAAUGAAAGUAUAAGGCGUUAGAGAAAAAAAAAUGGCGAAAUGAGAAACUCUUGACACUAUGAAUAUAAUUAGUGAAAAAAUGCGUUUCAGAAAAAGUUAAAAAGGGAUGCUGAAAAAUAGAGGAGAAAACGAAAAAUAGAAUUAAGAUAUUACGUAAAUUUUACAAAAAAUCUUUAUGAAGACUUGAUUAAUUAUGAUUCAUUAGAGAAGGGAGGAAGAGCUGGACGAAAGAUGAAUAUGAGAAAAAUGGAAAAGAAGAGACAUUAAUAGAAGGAGAGUUAAAGAAAUGAGAGAUGAUCCAAUCGAAUUCAAUACAAAAUGGUGGCGAGAAAAGAAAAGGAAAAAAAGGAAAUUGUGAAGAUUUAAGAAAGAAAAGUCAUGAAAAAUCGAGAACAUAAUAAUAAUAAUAAUAAUAAUAAUAAUAAUAAUAAUAAUAAUAAUAAUAAUAAUAAUAAUAAUAAUAAUAAUAAUAAUAAUAAUAAUAAUAAUAAAAGGACACUUUUUUUCUGGACUAUAAAAUUCAUCUAAACGAACUGUAGACUAUAGAGAAAAAGUAUACACCUAAAAAGAGAAGCAUAGUUCCCCCCCAAUAAAGGGUAACUGGACUAAAAAAAGGCUAGACUGCAAAAAAAGUUAAGUAGACGAAAAAAUGUUAAGUAGAAUGAAAGAAAAUAAAUGAAUGAUCUAAAAAAAACUAACACUAUAAAAAAUAACAAGGCAAGAAGGUUAACUGACUCCAAAAUAGAUUAACGUAAAUUUAAAAUAAUAAUAUCGAUUUCAAAAACAUGAGUAACUGUAUUGAAAAAAACCCACUAGACAAGAAAUGGACUUAAAAUGUUAAUUAAAACUAAAAAUAAAUAACAAAACUUCAAAUGAAUAACAAUCUGAAAAAUAAACACUAGACAAGAAAUGGACUUAGAAUGUUAGCUAAAACUAAAGAUAAAUGACAAAACUUCAAAUAAAUAAGAAACUAAAAAAAAAAUGGACGAAAAAAAGAUUAACUAGACUAUAAAAUAAACUCACGGAAUCCUCCCCCCCAAAAAAUAAGGUUCUAAAAGAUAAAAAUCGGUACAACAAAAAACAAUAAGCACAAAAAACAAGAUUUCAAAAACAACAAAACCCAAAAAUCAGCAAUUCAGAAAAAAUAACAACAAAAAAUAACACGGCUUCAGAAAACGUCCAACAGCUAAACUUUCUCGACUUUCACUUUCACGAGUAACUUCAGGACGUUCCUCUCACCUGGACGCCCUAAGCCUCACCUGACUCGCCGUUUACCUGCCACUAAUUAACCAUCGACAGGUGACUCGCCUUACCUGUGACUCACCUAACAUGACCUGACUCUCGUUCGGCUGACUCAGGGAAAUUAUUAUACCGCGACUUUCUUUCCCUGAGUCAGUGAAGAGACGUCGCUUAUGACUCACCGAGAGCUCUUCCUGACUCACACGGAGCUCUCUAGUGACUCAGAAGCGUUGUAGCGUAGCCGUAUAGUCGUGACUCAGGCGCCUUCAAGCUGACUCACCAUCAGACCGUUGCAUGUGAAUGAGAAGCGGAACAACGCGAAACAAACGGACUAAACACGAACUUAUCUUGACAAACUAAACAGCAAGGCAAAUGGAGGUAGAAAUUGUGGUUGAGAAAUUGAACUUAACAAAACGCAAAACAAUGCUGACAAACUCCAGCGAAAGGCAAACGGAAGCAGAAAUUGUGUUGCACCUAAAUGAGAAGCUAAAAAAGAUGGGAAUUAAUGAACUUGACAAACUAGAAAAAAAAAAUAACGGAAGCAGAAAUUGUGUUGCAUCUUAAUGAGAAGCUGAAAGAUGUGAAAUAAUAAACUUGACAAAAAAAAAGAACGGAAGCAGAAAUUUUUAGUGUUGUAUAUAAUCGAGAAGCGCAAAAGAAGCGAAAUAAUCUAAUGAGCUAAUUCAAAAGCGAUAAGAUAAGAAAAAUAAUAUUGAAUGUUUUUCACUUUUUGACAAGACAUUAAAUUAAUUGACAAACAAAAUCGAAAAGCCAAAUACAAAAAGCAAAAUUAUCUUGACAAGGUAUGGGAGGAAUGUACAAAAUCUAUUCAAAAGCGAAGAGAUAAAGAUAAAAAAAAAGUGAUGUAUAUGGUUGAGGAAACCGAUUUGGACUUUUUAUUAAUGUGAGAAGAGGGACUUUGUGGUGACCAUUUUGACACACACACACACACACACACACACACACACACACACACACACACAGAUAUAUACUGCACACAAAAAAAUAUAGACAAAAAAACUAAAAAAAAAACGAAACUUUAGAUUUUUGAAACACACACACACACACACACACACACACACACACACACACAUACACACACACACACACACACACAUAUAUACACACACAAAAAAAGCUAUAGAUAACAAACACAAACACUCACACAGGACACUACCCAACACACUAUAGAUGGCUAAAACGUAAAAAAAAAAAACAAUUAAAACAGAUUAUACCUAUAGACGAUUAAAACACAUACACACAAACAAACAAAGGAAAACUAUAGACUCCUGAAACACACAAACUCACAAACACAGAAAAAAAACAAGAGACACUCGUAGAAUCGCUUUGUACGUAGAGUUAGAUGCUGUACAAAGAUGUUAAGGCCCAUGGGAGGGGGGGAGGGGGGGGGAAGGGGGAGCUGCCAUUAGUGACUGACUGGUUUGUAAUUUUUUUUUGUCAGACCAUCGACUUGAUUAUUAAGGGAAGCACUCGUUACAGACCUCUUAGUUACUGGUGGUUUACACGCUCUCUCUCUCUCUCUCUCUCUCUCUCUCUCUCUCUCUCUCUCUCUCUCUCUCUCUCUCUCUCUCUCUC
Eriocheir sinensis (Chinese mitten crab) is the source of this 5377-nucleotide messenger RNA. Its product is annotated as synaptic vesicular amine transporter-like. Bases 169 to 1833 code for a protein of 554 amino acids. The record is from RefSeq and is a predicted model, not a curated record. The transcript has 13 exons. Lineage: Eukaryota; Metazoa; Arthropoda; Malacostraca; Decapoda; Varunidae. Gene Ontology annotation, biological process: transmembrane transport; aminergic neurotransmitter loading into synaptic vesicle. Gene Ontology annotation, molecular function: serotonin:sodium:chloride symporter activity. Gene Ontology annotation, cellular component: terminal bouton; synaptic vesicle membrane.